This is a messenger RNA of Momordica charantia (bitter melon), 714 nucleotides long. RefSeq lists its product as uncharacterized. The record is from RefSeq and is a predicted model, not a curated record. Gene Ontology annotation, molecular function: RNA-DNA hybrid ribonuclease activity; nucleic acid binding. Lineage: Eukaryota; Viridiplantae; Streptophyta; Magnoliopsida; Cucurbitales; Cucurbitaceae.
AUGGAUCGAAUCAAGUGGACGGGGCUGGAGGAACUGUCGGUUUUUCUUUGGGCGAUUUGGAAUGCUCGAAAUCAAUCUAUGUUCACCAAUGGCCAUGGUUUUCUUCUGGUCAACAUGGUUGAUUGGGUGGCCGAUUAUUUGCAGGUGUAUCAAUCAGCACAGGAGGGUCCUUCACUUCCGCUCCUGUUGGACGGGCGGGGUGGCCGUGUGUCCGCGUGGUGUCCACCUUUGGCUCCUUUUUUUAAAGUGAAUGUUGAUGCUGCGUUCAAAAAGGGGAAUUUCUCUGCCGGCUUGGAUAUUUUGAUUCGUGACUCCACUGUGAAUGUUUUGUUAUCAGCUAUGUGCUUUAUAACCCAUGUUUCUGAUGUUACUUUGGCAGAAUGUUUGGCUGCCCAAGAGGGUGUCUGUCUGGCCAUAGAAGCGGGUCUCAUUCCUUUUCAAAUUGAGACUGAUUCUAGCCAGGUUUUUAACUUGCUGCGGACGGACUGUGAAGAUGAAUCGGAGAUUGGUGUUCUUGCUUCAAGUAUUAGACACAUUGUCUCUUCUUUGCAUAUUGGAGGCGGGUUCAGUUUCGUCAAUCGCGAAGGAAAUUCUGGCGCCCAUACGUUGGCUCGGAUGGGCAUGGUUUCCGAGUCCUUUCACGUCUGGGUUGAGGAGUGGCUGUCAGAUCUUUCUGAAGUUAUUGCUGCAGAUCGUCAAGCGGUGGUGUUUUAA